UUGGAGCAGCUUCUGCCCUGUGGGCGGGGCGAGAUGACACCACAAUUAAAGAUGAACUUUGUGUGAACUAAUUUAUCUGAGGAAGGUAACAGGAGGAGACCUGCGCGCAAUGGAUAUAUAAGGGCGCACAAGCGAGGACGCUCUCAGUCUGCGCGUAAAGACGCAUCUCCUAACCAGAAGCUCUUUUGCGAUUUUGCGCGCUUCAGCAUGGGGCUGUACACUCUUAUAGUCACCUUUCUCUGCACUAUCGUGCUGCCCGUUUUGCUCUUUCUCGCCGCGGUUAAGUUGUGGGAGAUGUUAUUGAUUCGCCGGGUCGAUCCGAACUGUGGAAGUCCACUGCCGCCAGGGACCAUGGGCUUACCCUUCAUUGGAGAAACGCUCCAGCUGAUCCUCCAGAGAAGGAAGUUCCUCCGGAUGAAACGCCAGAAAUACGGAUGCAUCUACAAAACGCACCUCUUUGGUAACCCGACUGUCAGGGUGAUGGGAGCUGAUAACGUGAGGCAGAUUCUGUUGGGCGAACACAAGCUGGUUUCUGUUCAGUGGCCAGCAUCAGUGAGAGCUAUCCUGGGCUCUGACACGCUCUCCAGUGUUCAUGGCACUCAACACAAAAACAAGAAAAAGGCCAUUAUGAGAGCAUUCUCAAGAGAUGCUCUUGAGCACUACAUCCCAGUUAUCCAGGAGGAGGUGAAGAGUGCCAUACAAGACUGGCUGCAAAGAGAUCCAUGUGUGCUGGUUUACCCAGAGAUGAAACGACUCAUGUUUCGUAUAGCCAUGAGAAUCCUGCUUGGUUUCGAGCCUGAGCAAAUCAAGACAGAUGAGCAGGAACUGGUGGAAGCUUUUGAGGAAAUGAUCAAAAACUUGUUCUCGCUGCCUAUUGAUGUUCCCUUCAGUGGCUUGUACAGGGGUCUGAGAGCACGCAAUUUCAUUCAUUCCAAAAUCGAGGAGAACAUCAGGAAGAAAAUUCAAGAUGAUGACAAUGAAAAUGAGCAAGAACACAAAGAUGCUCUUCAGCUGUUGAUUGAGAACAGCAGGAGAAGUGAAGAGCCCUUUAGUUUGCAGGCAAUGAAAGAAGCAGCUACUGAGCUUCUGUUUGGAGGUCACGAGACCACCGCUAGUACUGCAACCUCAUUGGUGAUGUUCUUGGGUCUGAAUUCAGAAGUGGUGCAGAAAGUUAGAGAGGAGAUUCAGGAGAAGGUUGAAAUGGGCAUGUAUUCACCUGGAAAGACCUUAAGUAUGGAGCUGUUGGAACAACUGAAGUACACUGGAUGUGUGAUUAAAGAAACUCUCAGAAUCAACCCUCCUGUACCUGGAGGCUUCAGAGUGGCACUCAAAACCUUUGAACUGAAUGGUUACCAGAUACCUAAAGGAUGGAACGUCAUCUACAGCAUUUGUGACACACAUGAUGUAGCUGAGGUGUUUCCUAACAAAGAUGAGUUCCAGCCAGAGAGGUUCAUGAGCAAAGGCUUGGAGGACGGCUCCAGGUUUAACUACAUCCCCUUCGGAGGCGGUUCCAGGAUGUGUGUGGGCAAAGAAUUUGCCAAAGUGUUACUUAAGAUCUUUUUAGUUGAGCUAACACAGCAGUGCAACUGGAUUCUUUUGAAUGGACCCCCGACAAUGAAAACGGGCCCAACCGUUUACCCAGUGGACAAUCUGCCUACCAAGUUCAGUAGUUAUAUCAGAAAUGAGUCCUGAACUAACACGAGCUUUGUACAUAUGUUUUUUUUUUUUUAGAUGAGCUGUGAUGUAUUGGAUUUUAUAUUUUGUUUAUAUAAAAGAUGUGUAUAUAAGUCUAUACAAGAAAGCAAAAACGAGGGCACUACUUUUUCAUGGAUCACUGUAAUUCUACAAAGUGUCUGUGAUGUAUAUUUAUAAUGUAGUUGUGAUAUAUAUAUAUAUAUAUAUAUAGCUUUUGUACUGUAUGCAACUUAUUUAACUUGCUCUUUAUUGUAUGGGUUUUAUUUAAUAAAACAAGUUUUUAAAUUUCAACCAGUUUUUCAUUACUGGCAAUAAGUUGAUGCUAAUAAUAGCAUGUGAUUCACAUGCAAAGCACAUGUAAAUAAAUUAAGAUUGAACAUUCUGGACAAUGCCCUGAUCCUUUUUCAUGUAAAGGCAUCAGUAUGUUAUCUGAAAAGGUCUUCCAGGCAAACAGCAACAUUGAGAUCUCUUUAGCAGCUAAAGCAUGAUGAAAUGCAAAUUACCUGGAGCCCUGACAUUAAAGAAACUGACCAAAUGUGGGUCAAAUUUCUAAGGCCUGUUAAUUAUCAAUGUGACUAAAACUUUUGCAAAAUAAAAAA
This is a messenger RNA of Cyprinus carpio (common carp), 2294 nucleotides long. Its product is annotated as cytochrome P450 26A1-like. Gene Ontology annotation, biological process: sterol metabolic process. Lineage: Eukaryota; Metazoa; Chordata; Actinopteri; Cypriniformes; Cyprinidae. Gene Ontology annotation, molecular function: oxidoreductase activity, acting on paired donors, with incorporation or reduction of molecular oxygen; monooxygenase activity; heme binding. The record is from RefSeq and is a predicted model, not a curated record.